AUGGCAACUGGCAUCAAACUAACUCCUUUGUUAGAUAAACCUGUCGUUGAUCUUACUUUGUAUCAAUCAAAUCCACGAGAAUCACAUCUCAUUCUUGAAAAGAAUAUCUUUCGUUAUCUCAAAGGAACAUCUUCGCUUGGAUUUUGGUACCCUUCGAAUACUGGAUUCUUUAUUCAAGCAUAUUCGGAUCCAGAUUUGGGAGGAUGUAAUCUUGACAGGAAGAGUACAAGUGGUGGUUGUCAGUUACUUGAUGGUAAAUUGGUAAGCUGGCAAUCGAAAAUGCAGACAUAUGUUUCUAUCUCAACGGCCGAAGCUGAAUAUGUUGUUGCUGCUGCUUGCACAUCACAGAUAAUAUGGAUUCAAAGUGAAUUACGUGAUUAUGCAAUUAACAUGAAAAAGAUUCAUUUAUAUUGUGAUUCACAAAGUGAAAUAAGAAGUUGUCAUAAUCCUGUGCAAAUUCGAAGACCAAACACAUUGCUCGUCGUUAUCACUUCAUAA
This is a messenger RNA of Lactuca sativa (garden lettuce), 498 nucleotides long. Its product is annotated as secreted RxLR effector protein 161-like. NCBI's taxonomy places the organism in Eukaryota, Viridiplantae, Streptophyta, Magnoliopsida, Asterales, Asteraceae. The record is from RefSeq and is a predicted model, not a curated record.